Messenger RNA from Aegilops tauschii subsp. strangulata, 1334 nucleotides. NCBI's taxonomy places the organism in Eukaryota, Viridiplantae, Streptophyta, Magnoliopsida, Poales, Poaceae. The record is from RefSeq and is a predicted model, not a curated record.
UCUAAGUAGGGUUUUGGGGGAUUUCAAAAUCAACAGAGAUGGUCGUUUUCUUCUUGUUUUCAUUCAUUCAGUGGUGCAUCUGGUUAGUGCGGCCGUGCUGGGAAGCCAUGGUUUUGUUUUGGUUUAGGGUUAGUUGACUUAUGGCUGGUUUGGUUUUAACUGAACUAAAAGGGGGUAUUUUGAUUCACAGUUUUUUUUUCAUAGGUUUGAGCCAUGGAUCCGCUCGACUAUCUGUGCAUCAGGUUUCAGUUCAGAGGACAAUUUGAACAUGAUGGAACAGAUCAACAGAGUGGCAGCAUGUGAAUGGAAUACAAAGGCCUUUCAACACUCGAGCACCACAAGGUUAGCCUUGAAGAGCUUAAGAAGAAACUUAACAUGUGUCUUGUUCAGAUAAGCAACUGCAGGAAACCAAUUUGCAUUGGAAGUUCAAUGGGCUGAUUAGAGAUGGCCAAAUGACUGGUGCUCUGGUGACAUGAUCAACAAUCUGUCCUGGAGAUGGCCAAACAUGUCAAGGCCUCAACGGGAUCGCUCCGGGUGCCCACCCCCAAACGUAUCCGUGGUCGACCUCGCGGUGCAGGUCUCCAAGAAGACCCUCGACGAGGAGGUGAACCAGGCGUUCCACGACGGCGCGGCCAACGAGCUCAAUGCCUUCCUCGACGCCUGCCAUGAGCCGCUCGUGUCCAUUGAUUUCAGGUGCUCCGACGUGUCCUCCACCAUCGACGCGUCGCUCAGCAUGAUCAUGGGAGACGACAUGGUAAGGUCAUCGCAUGGUACGACGAGUGGGGUCGCUCAGCAUGGUCAUGGGAGACGACAUGGUAAGGUCAUCGCAUGGUACGACGAGUGGGGUUACUCCCAGAGGGUAGUCGACCUCGCCGACACCAUCGCCAACCAAUGGAAGUGAACGCCGCAUUGCCCUGUGAAGUGACUCCUCAAAAUUUUCCCCAGCCAUCGUCACGGAUGAUCGAUUCUUUGUAAUGAGAAUUCAAAGUGUCAAGCUCCCAACAGCUUCUUCUUUCUUUUGUUUUCUUCUUUCUUCCUCUGAUUUUAUACAACAACACGUAAAUCAUUGCAAUGCAUUAUCCCAUUAUUAUUUCUACUGGUAUGCAUAAAGAUUAAGUGAGCAUGUCAACUUGUCCCAACGCAUCAAGCGCUCAAUUUUAACCUCAUGCAGCCACAAACAGUAUCUAUGAGCUUAUCCAAUUCCAAAAAAUGUCAAAAUACUCUGAAAAUUUACUAAAUAUUUUCUCCAUUAGACAAACACUUCACAUAGCUUCAAUUCAAAGGAAAGCAAGAGUACUACUGAAUUAUAGUUCAGAGGAUUUGCAAACUAGUAC